Rubroshorea leprosula is the source of this 518-nucleotide messenger RNA. Lineage: Eukaryota; Viridiplantae; Streptophyta; Magnoliopsida; Malvales; Dipterocarpaceae. The record is from the annotation of a GenBank genome assembly.
UUACCUACUAUCUAUCAGGAUUUAUAUUGUUCAAUAAAGAUAAGCUUCUUUGUCUUUGUGAUGAACUUACCCUUGUUGAUUGCCAAAUACUUAUUGAAUUGUCCUUGGCCAUCUCCAUUUAUUAGUGUUGAACUUAUUGGUGAUGGUGGAAAUAUCAAUGCUUGAUUGAUUGCUUCAAUUCUUUUGCAUGUUUUGUGAUAUAUCCUUGUCAAUGUUUUAAUGGUAAACUUGGCCCAUGACCAUGUGCAACAUCCUUAGGUUCUAAGGUUUUGUGAUAUAUCCUUGUCAUAUUUUGGUUUCAUUUUAUUUUUCAGGUGAUGAUGGACCAGCUUCAAAUGAAAUGCUUUAUUGGAGCUCAGUGGCUAUACUAAUGGUCUCAGUGUUUACUACAGAAGAUUCAAUUAUUUUGAUUUUGUUUGUCUUCUAAAUGAAACAUUUGAACUAUUAUUCAAUCGUAUUCAGUUAUUAUACUAUUGACCAUUGGACCCUUGCUUGUCAAAGAAAUGACUUUCAUUUAC